UUCAGAGAGGGUAAGAAAAUGGCGCAUCAGAAGAGGGAGUAUUUCUGCCGGCCAUGGAACUGGCUAGAAUUCCUGCGCCUCCUCCUGUGCAUUGCAGUCAUCGCCAUGUUUGCUGCAAAAGAGAUUAUGCGUGUCAGUUAUGUCGACCAGCUAAAAGACGUCAACGGUCAGUUUGUCAGCUUCCGCAGCAUUGCAGUCAUCAGCGAUGUCUUCACUUCUCUGAUGGCCCUUCUUGUCUUCGUCAUGACGCUUCAGUUCAUGUCACUGUUGAGCUUCAACCGCCUCAUCGGGGUAUUUUUUCACACGCUGCAAAAUGCAGCCCAUAAGAUCGCCACCUUUUCCAUCAUGUUUCUGCUGAUGCUUGCAGCUUUUGGCACUAUGGGGUUUCUGGUAUUUGGAGCUGAAGCGGAAAACUACAAGUCCUUUCCGUCAUCCGCCCGGACUUUGCUACUCAAGAUGUUUGGGAACGUUGACUACGUUGACGUGUCUCCCGGCCACGUAGUUAUUUGCCGCCUGUAUUUCCUAAGUUUCGUGGUAGCGGUGGUAAUUGUUCUAUCCAACAUGUUUGUCACCAUCUUGGAUGACCAACUGGCUACGUCCAAGAGCAACCCUGGCGGUCCUGGUGGGGAUAGUGACAUGGGUGACUUCAUGGUCAACAGGUUUCUGCAGUUCCUGGGGAUCAACACUGCAACUAGACCUCCUAAAGGCAGUGAAAACUCUAGAGAUGAAGAAAUGGCAAAACAGCUACAGGAUCUUGAGGACAAGCUGGAGCUGAUGCUAAAGAAGAUCAACGAUAUAUAAAUCCGGCGAAUGGCAAAAGCAAUCUCUUUAGUUUAUAAUUAGAUCAUGUUGAUUUGAUUACGUAUAGGACAUCCGCAUCAAUAUUAUUUCAUUACAAAACAAAGGUUUUCCAUCACACUACAAAUCGUACGAAACAACUUCAAAACGAGCACAUAUACAUGUCGUAAAUUGUAAAACAUUGUCAGAAAACGGAUACUAAUGUCGUAGAAUACCAUUGUCAAAUCCAAAGUCAAAGAAGAUGUGAAGGAAGAAAAAUGAAGUAUCCAUUGUUUAGUAAAUCAUACUCUGUGUGUUUAGUGAUUUGUUUAUCAAUAUGAAACCUUCCUAACCAUAAUGUAGGCAACUUUUUGAGGGGUCAUUCGCACCAGUUACGAUGUCAUCCAUGUCAUCAGUGCGGGCUUAUUUAGAUGAACCCGGCGUAUUAUAUGAACAAAUCAAAUUAUUGGGAUAAAUUUCAAAAUAAUAUGUUAUUCAGUUUAUGGAACCAUAGCCAUGACGGAAACGUAUUCUUCAUGUAAUCCACAUAUCGUUUAAUACCUCAGAUUUAAUGUAAUGAGGAUAUAUCGUCCGUGCACGUGGUAUUCGAGAGAUAUGUCUCCUUA
Branchiostoma floridae (Florida lancelet) is the source of this 1403-nucleotide messenger RNA. Its product is annotated as polycystic kidney disease 2-like 2 protein. The transcript is spliced from 5 exons. Lineage: Eukaryota; Metazoa; Chordata; Leptocardii; Amphioxiformes; Branchiostomatidae. Gene Ontology annotation, cellular component: membrane. The record is from RefSeq and is a predicted model, not a curated record. Gene Ontology annotation, molecular function: calcium channel activity; calcium ion binding. Gene Ontology annotation, biological process: detection of mechanical stimulus. The coding region runs from base 19 to 801 and encodes 260 amino acids.